AUGGGGGGCCCCCGGAAUGGAGGCCCCAGGACGUUGCAGCAUCUGCUGCUGCGGCAGCUGCAGCAGGAGCAACGCGUCCCAUACAGAAUAAACCGGUGCAGCAGCAGCAACAGCAGAAGCAGCCGUCUCUACAGGCAGCACGCAGCAGCAGCAGCAGCAGCAGCAGCUAGUGCUGCUGCUGCUGCACUGCAGCAGAGCACACGACAGCACUUCUGCAGCUCGCCGCAGCCUGUUCGUGCUGGCCCCCCAGGAGACAGCAGCAGCAGCAGCAGCAGCAGCAGCAGCAGCAGCAGCAGCAGCAGCAGCAGCUGGAAGCAUGAAGCAGUCUCCUUUGUACCCAAGCUGCAGCACGGGGGGGGCCCCCCGAAGACCCAUCGGGGGCCCCCCAACGCGCGUCAGUUGAUGGCUGGGUUGCUGGCCCGCGGGGGGUCUCCGCUAGCCAGCAGCAGCAGCAGCAGCAGCAGCAGCAGCAACAGCAACAGCAGCAGCAGCAGCAAGGGGGUUGCUGCUGUGCUGCAGUACUCGCAGCAGCACCUGGAGGCCUUCGAUGCUGUUCAUGCUGCUACGGCCCUUCUCCUCUUAGGUCGUCUCUACAGGCAGCACGCAGCAGCAGCAGCAGCAGCAGCAGCAGCUAGUGCUGCUGCUGCUGCACUGCAGCAGAGCACACGACAGCAACAGCAGCAGCAGCAGCAGCAGCAGCAGCAGCAGCUGUUGCUGCCGCAGAACUUGCCGCCUUUCUUGCGGUGUCUGUACACCAACCCCACCUUCUUAGCCCUCCGCAGCAAACUGCUGCUGUUGCUGCCGCAUUCCUUGCCGCCUUUCUUGCGGUGUCUGUACACCAACCCCACCUUCUUAGCCCUCCGCAGCAAACUGCUGCGUCACCUCGAAGCUCUCACUGUGGCCAGCAGCAGCAGCAGCAGCAGCAGCAGCAGCAGCAGACAGCAGCAGCAGCAGCAGCAGCAGUUGCUGCUGCCCGUAGACAUCUGCAACAUUGCUUGGGGCCUCGCGACGGCGCUGGAUAGAUCAGGGGUCGCCCUAAUCACCAAUCUACCUUCGCAGCAGCAGCAGCAGCAGCAGCAGCAACAGCAGCAGCAAGAGCAGCAGCAACAGGAGCAGCAGCAGCAACAGCAGCAGCAGCAGCAGCAGCAACAGCAACAGCAGCAGCAGGAUCUGGAUCCGUUUGUUGCAGCAGCUCGUCUGAGCAGCAGCAGCAGCAGCAGCAGCAGCAGCAAAAGUUUGAGCCUCGAGGCUACGCAACUGUUCUAUGGGCUGUCGCCAAGGCUGGGGUGUACAGACACCCCGCUGCUGCUGCAGCGCAGCAGCAAACCCUAA
Molecule: messenger RNA, 1332 nt
Organism: Eimeria mitis
Lineage: Eukaryota; Apicomplexa; Conoidasida; Eucoccidiorida; Eimeriidae
Product: dimethyladenosine synthase, putative
Exons: 6
Coding region: 1-1332 (443 amino acids)
Source: RefSeq, a predicted model, not a curated record